Molecule: messenger RNA, 945 nt
Organism: Cavia porcellus (domestic guinea pig)
Lineage: Eukaryota; Metazoa; Chordata; Mammalia; Rodentia; Caviidae
Product: olfactory receptor 14A2-like
Exons: 1
Coding region: 1-945 (314 amino acids)
Biological process (GO): G protein-coupled receptor signaling pathway
Cellular component (GO): membrane
Molecular function (GO): olfactory receptor activity; odorant binding; G protein-coupled receptor activity
Source: RefSeq, a predicted model, not a curated record
AUGGUCAACGUCACCUUGGUGACAGGGUUCCUUCUUUUGGGGUUCUUUGAGGACCCUUCAUGGCAGACACUCUGUGGCAUGCUCUUCCUGCUGCUGUAUUUGGUGGCCCUGAUGAGCAACCUUCUUACCAUCACUGUUCUCAGCCUGGACCAGAAGCUUCAAGCACCCAUGUACUUCUUCCUGAAGAACUUGUCCUUGCUGGACAUCUCUUUGGUGUCUAUUCCAAUCCCCAAAUUUAUCAUCAACAGUCUGCUCCAUGACAAUUCCAUUUCCAUUCCAGGCUGUGCCUUCCAGCUCCUUUUAAUGACUUCCUUCUCAGCUGGUGAGAUAUUUAUCCUCACUGCCAUGUCCUAUGACCGCUAUGUAGCCAUCUGCUGUCCCCUGAUCUAUGAAGCCAUCGUGAAUAGCGAGGCCUGUGUGUUGAUGGCAGGAGUUUCCUGGGCCCUGGGGCUGCUCUUUGGCGCUGUGUACACAGCUGGCACCUUUUCUGGGCCUUUCUGUGGCUCCAGUGUGAUAUCAGAGUUUUUCUGCAAUGUGCCCUCUUUGCUUAAGAUUUCCUGCAGUGAUACACUCCUGGUGAUCUACCCCAGUCUGGGCAUUGGUGUGUGUCUGAGCCUGUCAUGUUUCAUCUGCAUUGUAUUCUCUUACAUUCACAUUCUCUCCACUGUGCUGAGGAUUCCAUCCCUGAAAAGUCAGUCAAAAGCUUUUGCUACAUGCCUCCCCCAUCUCGUGGUCUUCUCCAUCUUUAUGCUCAGCGCAUUCACUGUUUACCUGAGGCUGCCUUCAGAUGCUCCCUCAGUCACCGACCGCCUGCUGUCUGUGACCUACACCAUGCUCCCUCCAAUCCUGAAUCCCGUCAUCUACACCCUGAGGAACAGGGACAUGAAGCAGGGUCUGAGGAGGCUGCUGCCAGCCCUGCCUGCCUGCCAGGCAUCCACCGCUUAA